UCCUUUCCUUCCUUCUUCAUUGCACUCACAUUUCCGUACCUUUCUCUUCUUUUUAUAGCAAAGCACAUAGGUGAACUUUCAAUUCAAAGGUUACUCAAGUAUUCCAACCACCGAAGGCACUUCGUUGGUGGCCCACGGAACUGUUACCACACCAAUCUGGAUCGUCACCCAAAUUUAUGCACUUCUAAGCGAUUGGAACUACGCCACAAACUUAAGUCAUGGCUACUUCGAGCCUCGCGGAUUUCUCUUUUAACUUUAUCGGCAAAGAACCUGAUUUAUUGAAACGACUAUCGACCCCUCAUCCUUCUCACCAGUACUCUCAAGAGCGAGACCAUCCUGUCUCACCCUCAGCCCCUUACAGUAGUCAUGAUGAUCACCGCCUUGGGGAUGGCGAGCCUCUCUCUAGUGGCUCCGUUAGGCCGACCUUAUUACAAGUCCUAUCGGGGGGCGAUCUCGACUGUGGAAACGAUACAUCGAUGAUGGACAUGACGUCCGGAACGGAUGAAGACCCUCAUUCCCCUCUCACAGAUGGUCUCAAUGCUGCAAGCAACAGAAGUUUACUGUCUAACGAAGGAGCGGCCCAUCCCAGAGAUUCGAGUGGCAGCGCUGCAUUACACCACUCUUCUUCUCCUUUGCCAUCGGGUACUCCCCGUAUUCAACCAGUCCCAUUCAACGCCAGCUCAUGCGAGGACAGGGUGACAGGGCAUUCCGCCUCCGGAGCCUCGAUCUUGUCCUCACAAGCUCUUUCGACAGCCCCUAUUAUUUCACCAUCUUCAUCGGCCGGUACGGAGGAGGACGAUGGCCCCCUUACUCUUCAGUAUCCUCUACCGAAUCAUACCGGCUCUUAUCCCGUUAAACUCACUGAAGUCAACCUAGAGCAAGUCGACCCUUCUGAUGGCUCUCCGCCAAUCCCUCACCACCGGACAUCAUUGGACGCUGCUUCAAGCUCCACGCCGUCGCAUCAUCCCCAUACUCAACUAUCUUCAUCUGAACCCCAGCAACACACUCAGUCCGAUGCCAUUACACGAUUCAAAUCCCUCUAUGCUAUCUUGCUUUCCUCCGUCGACUCAUUCGCCUCUGAUAUCGAACCCAGCAGGAGCGGUCAGAAUGUCAAUGGUUCAGCAGAAUCGGCGUCACUCUUACUCUCUACAACCCUAUCGAAAGUUUUGAACUAUUCGACGCAAUCACGGACUCUCGCUGAAUCAUCUAUCAGGUCAGCGGAAGAGUCUUUGAAGGCUGCGCGUGCCUCGCACCAUUCAGCCGGAGCGUCAUUCAAAGCUGCAUCGGACGUCAAAGCACUUGUGGAAGAAGUUGUCGAGGCGACCAAACGCAGAGACCACGAAUUGAAGGCAACUCUGGAUCAGUUGGGUGAUUGGAUUACGCAAUAUGAACGAGAUACACAGAACUCGAGAAUUAUAGUCAACGGUGAGGAUGCUGAGAUGGAAGGGGUGGUUCAAGAGGACAUGAAUGGUUCUCGCAGCGGUGAAGAAGACGAGGCGCAGGUUCAUGCGCGAGAAGAAAGCCAUCUUCACCAGUUACGGGAGCAGGAGGUGCUCGCCAAACAGAAACGGUUAGAGGCGGAGAAGAAUAUCGCUGAGGUCAGGAGUUUGAGGGAAAGGAUGAAACUUGAGAAGGAAGAAAGUGAAAGGAAACGACAAGAAGCCGAGGCUGAGGAGAAGGAAAGGCAAUUACGAUUGGCUGAAGAGAGAAAGAGGAAACGGCAGGCUGCCGAAGAGGAGAAAACUGCAAUACAGCGCAGAAUCGCCGAGCUUCAACGAAAGUUGGCGGAAGAACGAGCCAAACAGGUGGAAGAGGCCGAAAAGAAGCGGUUGGGAGAAGAGAGGAUGCGCAUGGAAGAGGAGGAAGAAGCAGAACGUCACCGUCAGCGCAAUCAAGAGAUGGAGAGGCAGCGGCAACAACAGGAAAGACAAGCCGCUGAGGAACAGGUGAAGAAAGACGCUGAGCUACGGCGCAUUGCUAAAGGGCGAAACGCCGCUGAGGCCGAACGUCAACGGUUAGCUGAAGAGAAACGCAUGAGGGUCGAGGAAGCGAACCACCAGCACAGGAUUGAACAAGACCGCCUGAAGGCCAGUCACGAGGCUGACCUCAAGGUGAAGGAAAGAAAAGAAAGGGAAAUCAAGGAAGAGCUCAAGUCGCAGAAAUCCAAAUCAACAGAGCCUUCACCACAACUACAGCGACAGGUGCAGGAGGACGUUCAGAGAGAGUCGGUUCAGGCUCAGGAAGCUGCGGUCGGUGUUCGACCUGCAGUUGAGGUGAAGGUCGAGCGGGCGAAGAGUGCUCAAAUCUCCUCUGAAGCUCAGUCCACCCAUCCUUCAAUAGCCGCAAUCAAGGUCUCGCCGUCGAUGAGCCCACCCGCGCCUUUUGCUCGUUCAUUGUCUAAACCUCGUUCUCAAGGUUCCUUGUCCCCAUCGAAGAAACCUCUGUCGUUCAAUCCAGUCUCCAGCCAGACAUUGGUGCCCACGAACAUCGACAACACGACGAAAGCAGAGAGGGAACGGCUGAAACAGAGGCAGAUAGCCUCUGCUGGGGGAGACCACCCAGGUGAUCCAUCAAGGACGCCUACUUAUGAGGAAACCCGGGCCAUCUCUCUUGGCAUUCGAGCACCACAUCUCAUCCAAAACCCAACGGCUGUUGCAUAUCCGCCGAACCGGUCACUACGUGUUCAUACUGACAUGAAUGUCAAAUCCUCUCAAGCAGAAAGCCAAGAUGUGAUGCAGCAGCCUGAUUCUUCUAAUAGCACAAGUUCAGACACACCCAGCAUCCAUUCUUAUGAUAUCACAAGCACAGGAAACCUUGAUAUCAAGUCGCAAUAUACCCCCGUAUUACCUGAGGUCCAAUCACUGAAUAUCAGGCAUAUAUUUGGCACACGGACAUUCACAGAGACGUCGUUUUCUGAAACGAUUAGUCAGCCCGUUGAAGUAUUAUCUGCUGUCAAACCGCAAUUACCACCUGUGCAAACGGCUUCUCGCAAAGCUGAGGGUGUUCAGUAUUAUAAUCCAGUAAUGGAAAAUGUACCUCGGUCCUUUCGCAACAGAGCAGGUGAAAUUUCACGUUCAGCAUCCCCAGUUAACAUUCGACCUACGAGGAGUGCGUCUCCGACAUCUCCUGACAUAGGCGAUGGUGGAUGGCUCAACGUGAAGACCCAUCUCGCUCAGCAUCCUGUCAGUGUCACCCGACAGGACGAAUCUCACGGGGGUCGUUACUCCUACCCACCAUCUCUCGAAGAUCACGCUCGAACUCCUCCGUUACCUCCUCCAACACAUGCUUUCUAUCCGUCUACCUCUUCCUCCUAUCGUCCAGAUGAUAUUUCUGGUCGGUCACCGUCCCCAAGAGAACACAUCGGAAUGGCCUCACAAACGCACAAACAGAAGCGCACCCGAGAGCGUGAACGCGACGACCCGGAAGAUCGUCGCAGAGGUUGGGCUCCUGGGGAACGUGGUACACGGACAAAUCGACAACUUCCUCGUCGCCGUUUUCAGGCAUCUCCACAAACGCCUUCACCUUCACUGCCUACACCUUCACCACCACACCCGCUUGCGCACUACACUCCAUCAGUAGUACCGGCUCAACAGUACCAUCACUACGAUGGAUCCAUUUCAUAUCCGCAACCACAAAUUCUAGAUGGCAAUGGUGGUCAUAAUGAAGACCAUUUGCCGAAUCGCCAAGUUAUAUCUCACCCCCUCCCAGUCAAUCCGCGUAAUAAUGCACAUCCACUGAACGCUGAUAGUAAUCGUGGGGGGCGUGUUUUAUCUACUGGAACACCUUCUUUACUCAGUCGAUUAGCGGAUGAGGCAACUGAAUCUUCUUCUCAAUGGUCGGCCAGACAAGAUAGUAAUGGCAAUGGAAUUUCAGGGAAGCGCGGAGGGGGAGGAGGUAAAAGGGGCAAUACAGCCUCUAACAGGAAUUUGUCUCAGCGGAUAGCCAGCGAUAAUGUUCAAUCUCGGUCACCUGCACUUUGGGAGCGUCUUUCUUAAUCUCAAGGCUUAUUUUUUUCUGUUUUUCUCCCAUUCGGGUGCUGAUCUGGAUGGUUCAGAUUCUUUCCUCUUACCGUGGUCUUUUUUUUCAUUGAAGGUAUAGUAUAAGGUUUUUAUUCUGCUUAUUACUCGACAGUAUCAUUAUCUUCCAUUAUCGCUGAAGUGGCCUGCGGUUGACCUUGCCACAUCCUGUACUAUAAUGCCAUCAAUCAAAUGUUAAGUGCUUGCUUGUGUAGCAG
Molecule: messenger RNA, 4234 nt
Organism: Marasmius oreades (fairy-ring Marasmius)
Lineage: Eukaryota; Fungi; Basidiomycota; Agaricomycetes; Agaricales; Marasmiaceae
Exons: 3
Coding region: 219-3995 (1258 amino acids)
Source: RefSeq, a predicted model, not a curated record